This is a messenger RNA of Dovyalis caffra, 169 nucleotides long. NCBI's taxonomy places the organism in Eukaryota, Viridiplantae, Streptophyta, Magnoliopsida, Malpighiales, Salicaceae. The record is from the annotation of a GenBank genome assembly.
GCUUGGCCAAGAGUGAGUCCGGCUGAUGAAGUCUCGACGACGAAAAGGGUUAGCCAAAUAAAGGAUGGCCUAACAAAAGUGCUUUUGAUGGGCUACGCUGUCUGCAUUUUUCCAUAUACCUUUGCAAUGCUCCAUAUCUCUUUGCUGAAGGAUCAUGCAUCCUAUGGAG